UAUUUAUUACAUGUAUUAAUUUUUCCCCCGAUUUUCCACCAUUUUUGAAAAUUCAAAAUCUUUUUUUGCUUCGUAUUAAAAGAAAAUAUCUCUCUUUUUCUUUUUCUUUUUUACUUCGAAAAACAAGGGAAACGAGUGAUGUUAAUGAUUAGCAGCGAACCAUAUUGAUAAUGAUGAUGAUGUUCAUCAUCGCCAAUCAUUAUGUGCAGCGGAUAAUUACACUGUUAUGGCGCAGAUGGUGACAUAGCAUCCAAAUACCGCAAAUCGAGGGAAAUUUUUGUUUGUUUUCGUUCGCACUUGUUUCGGAUAGUGUUUUGAAGACACAUAAAUAGAAAAUGGCAACAGCUUCUCUGAUUCAAGCAGGGUGUGGGUUUUCUCCGAUUUUCAGUAAUAAUAGUAAUAAUUGUAGUUUCCGAACCGGAUUCGUCGGACCGGUCGGUCCUCACUCCUCUUCUUCUUCUUCAUCUUCGUGUUCUUGGUCUUCGCACAAUUUGAAUUUCUCUUCCGGAACAAAUAGUAAUUGGAAACAUCAAGGUCUUAGAGCUCAAGCAAUGAGUACCACUACACAAGGAGGCUUUGCUGCGGCCGGCCGUAUCGGGAAUGGAAAAAACGAGCCCGAUCACCUUCUUGUUCUUGUUCAUGGCAUCUUAGCUAGCCCUAGUGAUUGGACAUAUGCAGAGGCCGAGUUGAAAAGGCGGCUCGGAAGGAACUUUUUGAUUUAUGCAAGUUCGUGUAAUUCGCAUACUAAAACCUUUGCCGGGGUCGAUGGAGCCGGGAAGCGUUUAGCGGAAGAGGUUCUUCAAGUUGUAAAGAAGAGGGAAAGUCUGAAACGGAUUUCGUUUUUAGCUCAUUCUCUUGGGGGCUUGUUUGCAAGAUACGCAGUCGCUGUUCUUUACUCGGAAAGUGACUCGAGUGGUACCCAGUCUAAUAAUGUAACCGAUUCUUCGGAUGGAAAUUUACAAACUUCAGCCCCUUCGAGACAAGGUAUGAUUGCUGGACUAGAGCCGGUCAGUUUUAUUACCUUGGCAACGCCACAUCUCGGGGUCCGAGGGAGAAAACAGCUUCCUUUUCUAUUAGGACUUCCGUUAUUAGAGAAACUCGCCCCACCAAUUGCUCCGUUUGUUGUUGGUCGAACUGGUAAGCAACUGUUUCUCACCGAUGGCAAACCGAGCAGACCACCACUGCUUUUAAGGAUGGCAUCUGAUUGUGAAGAGGGAAAAUUUCUAUCUGCCCUUGGUGCAUUUCGGAAUCGCACUGUGUAUGCAAAUGUAUCUUACGAUCAUAUGGUUGGUUGGCGUACAUCCUCUAUCAGGAGGGAGAAGGAACUUGUCAAGCCCCCAUCACAAUCUUUGGAUGGUUAUAAACACGUUGUCGAUGUCGAGUACUGUCCACCUGUUUCUUCUGACGGCCCUCAUUUUCCUCUGGAAGCAGCCAAAGCAAAAGCAGCGGCAAAGAAUGCGCCCAACAUAAAAAAUACAGUCGAAUAUCAUGAACUCAUGGAAGAGGAAAUGAUACAAGGUUUACAGAAAUUAGGAUGGAAAAAGAUCGAUGUCAGCUUUCACUCGUCGCUUUGGCCCUUUUUUGCACACAAUAACAUUCACGUGAAAAACGAAUGGUUUCAUAACGCCGGUGCCGGAGUGAUUGCUCAUGUUGCGGACACUCUUAAACAACAAGAAUCGUCUUCCUCGUUUAUUUCCGCGAGCUUGUAAGUGCACUAUUGCUAGUAAUGCUUUGAAAGUAUAUUGUAUAAAAUAAAACUACAAGAUGGGAUGAAGAAAAAUGAAAAUGUUUCCCAUUUCCAUUGAUUUGCACAUUGCUCAUCUAUAGGCACCCGUUAACUCGAUAUUUUCUGAAUAUAUGCAUCGGAUUUCAAUGUUUUGCCGAA
Messenger RNA from Gossypium raimondii (Peruvian cotton), 1885 nucleotides. RefSeq lists its product as hypothetical. Bases 336 to 1709 code for a protein of 457 amino acids. NCBI's taxonomy places the organism in Eukaryota, Viridiplantae, Streptophyta, Magnoliopsida, Malvales, Malvaceae. The transcript is spliced from 11 exons. The record is from RefSeq and is a predicted model, not a curated record.